AUGGACGGCGAGAACCAACAAGAAACUAGCGGGGAUAAGAAAUGGAUAUACAUAAAAAUACCUAAUAGCAAAAAAAGGGAAAACUGCAACUCAACAUCUACUCGCUAUGGACUAUGGAAUCACAGGCAUGAUCUCGCAAAACAUACGAAUUACAGCACAACACAAAAAUUAACAUAUUUUACUUGCUUUGUAUCAGUAAGUUCUCUUCUUGUCCAUUCCCUUUUUAUUUCUCAUCUCGGUUAUUCCUUCUCCAUGGCACAAUCUCAAAGACAUUAUCUAUGCACAAAUUGUGCAAUCCAAGCUCGUUUGGCGUACAUGUUCACAUUAUAUCCACAAUCAAAUGCUGAAGAGUCAUCAACAAAAUGGAAUUCAAUAGUCCAUGGCUCACUCAAUAGGAGAAAGAAAGAAAACGAAACGAAGACGAGCGAAAGAAAAGAAGGAGAAACAUUGGCUGGUGCAUUCAAUGUUGUUGAGCAUUUGAUAUGUGAAACAUUCAAUGUUUCAUUUCCCCUGAAAACAUUCCCCCACCUCAAUGUUCUCUGUUUUAUUGAAAAAAAUAUGCUAAACUGCAUCAUGAUAGAAAAUCACACAAAACACAAACAUUCAAUGUUUAUCAGCUCGUCUCAAACGUUGAACAUCAAAGAAUUACAUUCUACAUGUACGCUCACCAAGGCGCAGCAAGUGCUCGCGACGAUUGUUUCAUCUUCAAUUCUAUUUUAUCCGAAAACAACACUCGAGAAGGCUAUAUAA
This is a messenger RNA of Clunio marinus, 750 nucleotides long. Lineage: Eukaryota; Metazoa; Arthropoda; Insecta; Diptera; Chironomidae. The record is from the annotation of a GenBank genome assembly.